GUACCGAUCACACCCCCAGCCCCGAACCGCCCCUUCCCUCGCUGGGAACGUGGGGGGAGCUCUCUGUGGAGAGUGGGGAGGGGUGACCAUGGGGGUCCGCACGCGGCCGGGGGAGGGCGGGGGCCGGGCCGGGGGGAAGGGAAGGGAAGGGGAGCGGGCGGGCUCCGCGCGCGCUGCCUGAGGGGAGGCGGCGGCGGCGGCGGCGCGCGCGGGCAACGGCGGUGCGGGAGAGAGAGCCCCGGGCGGUGCGGGAGACGAGGAGGAGGAGAGGAGGAAAGGAGGAGGAAAGGAGGAGCCGCCGCCUCGCUCUCUCCUCUUGGCUGCAGCGUGAGCAGCACUGAUCCAAAGGACCUUGUUGCUUGUGGAAAAGCUCCCAGGAACUUCACUACAGCCUGGACCUGCUCUUUAGGCCUGCCUGCUGCACAGCAGCUCGUGCUUACGUUUGUAGUGUUUGGAUGCACCCUUCAUCAUCGUGCUCCUGAAGGUGGAUUUGCAGUGAGGCUCAGACUCCAGUAUUGAACUUGUGCACGUUCACUGUGAGUUUGCUCUAGGCUGUAUGGUCGCACCCUGGCAAUGGGAUGUCAGUCCCAUUCAGGGAGCAUAAAGGAAGAGAGGAGCUCUCCCGGUUGCUGCCGCAGUGACAGCGAGUGAGAAGCCAGCAGGAAGAUGUCAGGGGUGACAUCAGCCAUCCAGGCUCCUCAGGGCCCUGCCAACCCCCCUCCUCCAGAGGUCACCAACCCCAGCAAGCCCGGCCGCAAGACCAACCAGCUGCAGUACAUGCAGAAUGUUGUGGUCAAGACCUUGUGGAAGCAUCAGUUUGCUUGGCCUUUCUACCAGCCUGUGGAUGCAAUUAAACUGAAUUUGCCAGAUUAUCACAAAAUAAUAAAAAACCCCAUGGACAUGGGCACGAUCAAGAAGCGCCUGGAGCACAACUAUUACUGGAGUGCCAGUGAAUGUAUGCAGGAUUUCAACACCAUGUUUACAAACUGUUACAUUUACAACAAGCCCACAGAUGACAUUGUCCUCAUGGCCCAAGCCCUGGAGAAGAUAUUUCUGCAGAAGGUUGCCCAGAUGCCUCAGGAGGAGGUGGAAUUGCUGCCCCCAGUUCCUAAAGGCAAAGGUCGCAAGCCCUCGGCAGGCAGCCAGAGCACAGGAGCUCAGCAAGCCGUGGCCGUGUCCUCCGUGUCCCCGCCGGCCCCGUUCCAGCCCGUCCCCGCAGCCGUGUCCCAGACUCCCGUCAUCGCCGCCACGCCCGUGCCAACCAUCACCGCGCCCGUCCCGCCCGCCGCGCCCGCGCCGCCCGCCGCGCCGCUGCUGCCCGUGCUGCCGCCCGCGCCCCCCGUGGUCAAGAAAAAGGGAGUGAAGAGGAAAGCAGACACCACCACCCCCACCACCUCUGCCAUCACUGCCAGCAGGAGCGAGUCCCCCACGGCGCUGUCGGACCCCAAACAGGCCAAAAUCAUCGGGCGCAGGGAGAGCGGCGGCCGCCCCAUCAAACCACCAAAGAAGGACCUGGAGGAUGGAGAGGUGCCCCAGCACGCAGGGAAGAAGGGCAAACUCUCUGAGCACCUCAAGUACUGUGACAGCAUCCUCAAGGAGAUGCUCUCCAAGAAGCACGCAGCCUAUGCAUGGCCCUUUUACAAGCCCGUGGAUGCAGAGGCCUUGGAAUUACAUGACUAUCACGAUAUUAUCAAACACCCCAUGGAUCUCAGUACUGUGAAAAAGAAAAUGGACAGUCGGGAGUACCAGGAUGCACAAGGUUUUGCAGCAGAUAUUCGGUUAAUGUUCUCUAAUUGUUACAAGUACAAUCCUCCAGACCACGAGGUGGUGGCCAUGGCCAGGAAGCUCCAGGAUGUCUUUGAGAUGAGGUUUGCAAAAAUGCCUGAUGAGCCUGCAGAGGCCCCCCCUCCACCUCCCCCAACAGCCCCAGUGGUGAGCAAAAGCACAGAGAGCAGCCACAGCAGCGAGGAGAGCUCCUCUGACUCAGACAGCUCCGACUCCGAGGAGGAGCGGGCGACUCGGCUGGCCGAGCUCCAGGAGCAGCUGAAAGCCGUCCAUGAGCAGCUGGCUGCACUGUCCCAAGCGCCAGUCAACAAACCAAAGAAAAAAAAAGAGAAGAAGGAGAAAGAGAAGAAAAAGAAAGAUAAAGAGAAGGAGAAAGAAAAGCACAAAGUCAAAGCUGAGGAGGACAAGAAACCCAAGGUGGCUCAACCACCCAAACAAACCCAACAGAAGAAAGCCCCAGCUAAGAAAGCGAACAGCACAACCACAGCUAACAGGCAGCCCAAGAAAGGAGGCAAACAGGCAUCUGCAAGCUACGACUCGGAUGAGGAGGAGGAAGGGCUGCCCAUGACCUACGAUGAGAAGCGACAGCUCAGCCUGGACAUCAACCGGCUGCCCGGGGAGAAGCUGGGCAGGGUGGUUCACAUCAUCCAGUCCCGGGAGCCUUCCCUCAGAGACUCCAAUCCCGACGAGAUUGAAAUAGAUUUUGAAACCUUGAAGCCCACAACCUUACGAGAACUGGAGAGAUACGUGAAAUCUUGUUUACAGAAAAAACAAAGGAAACCGUUUUCUGCCAGUGGCAAAAAGCAAGCAGCAAAGUCAAAAGAAGAGUUAGCUCAGGAAAAGAAGAAAGAACUAGAAAAACGGUUACAGGACGUCAGUGGGCAGCUAAACAACAACAAGAAGCCUGCAAAGAAAGAGAAAUCCAGCUCCACUCCCUCUGGAGGCCCCUCCCGGCUCAGCAGCAGCUCCUCCUCCGAGUCGGGGAGCAGCAGCUCCAGCGGCUCCAGCUCGGACAGCAGCGACUCGGAAUGAGCUGGACACACGGACACACCCCCAAACGGACACCCCCUGCUCCCCUCCCCUCCUUCACCCCUGCCCUCAGGCCACGGUGGUCAGGUUUUAUCCCUUCUCUCUUUUUCUCUGACUUGUUUUUUUUUUAUUUUAUUUUUUAACUCAGUGUUACAAAAGGUAUCUUCCAUUUUUUUUUUUUUUUUUGGGGGGGUGGCUCUCUUUUAAUAGGUCAAAGAUCUUUGAGUGUGUGUGUGUGACUAGACUUUAUGACAAAUAGUUCCCUUUGCAUAAAGUCUCUAAAUUUUACAUUUAUCUGGAGAAAAUUGGUCGAAAAUGGAAGAACUUUGAGCUCUUAGCAGGAGAUACAUAGAAAAUUCUGCAAGGUUUGUAGUACAUUUCCCUCCCAGCCCUCCCCUCUCCCCAGAAUAUUCUCUUUUAAUAAGCCUGCCUGGCUCACACAAGGUAAAAACCAUCUUUUUUUAAAGAAAUCUCUGUAAAAUGGUACUGUAUCUGAAAGAUGUUAGCUUUUGAACUAGUUGGUGUAUUUGUUAUUAGCACUAGUAUUCUUAAUCUCCAAGUCUACAGUGUGAUGAAAAUGUCAGAUGCUAUCAUCUUUUUACAUAAAAGCAACAAAAAAAAUCCAAAAAAAUUCUCAUGUACUGUGGAUUGCUAACAUGCUUUUUUUUUUUUUAAUCUUGGUAGAGGCAUAGACAGCUGUUCAGGAAGGUCUUGAAGCAUGAAUUUAACUUUUAAGCACACAAGCAAUAGAAGUGGUUGCAUUUCUUGGUUUUCCACUCAAAAGCUUCACUUUUCCUGGGCAUUCAUUGGGAAGAAGGGAGCAAGGGACACACUCAAGUUUCUUGGGAAUGUUGUUUUUACCAUGAAAUAGAUCAUUCCCAGGAAAUGGACGCUCUCUAUGAAAGUUUUCACGGAAUUGCAAAGAGGUUUUUUGGCUGGAAGUUGUCAGCUGGAGCCUGGAGUGAUCCCUGCAGUGAGCAGGACAAGUCAUGUGCCCAUGACUGGGCACAUCUUGGGGAUUUUCUCCAUGACAAACAUCCCAGUCUGGGCUUAAAAUAAAGCAGCACUUGAGCUCCAGCUGAGGCUGAGCUGGCAGGGGAAGUGGAGAGGGGUUUGUGUGUGUUUGGGCUUUUUUGCUUUUGAGUUUGCUUUGUGGUUUUCUCCCUUCUCCUCAUUCUGGUAAGAGCUCCUAGAAAAGGGAUGCUCCUCCUGUCAAGUUCCAGGCACUGAAAUGUUUUACCUCAAUGAAAAGAAGAAAGAGAGGAGGGAGAGGAAAAAAAAAAAAAAAAGAAAAAAAAAAAAGCUGAUUUUUUUAAAGCUUGCUGUUUUUUCAAUCCAGCCUAGCACUGCUGCAAUACACCCUGGUUUCAGUGUCCCUAAUUUCAUGUAUAUACCAUGGCUUUAUUUAUUAAACACCAUUGGUCAUUUAAAAUGUAAUAAAACCUGACAAAAGCAAAGCUGGGGUUCUGCAGGCCAGCAGACAGGCAGACUUUUAAUGAGGUUUGAACCAGAUUAAAAAAAAAAAACAACAACAAUGAAGCAAAUAAAAAUCCACAACUUUAUUUAUAUACCUUGGACUUUCUGCCUACAGGUGCUACAGUCCAGUCUCUUGUGUGUCUGGUGCUCUGUCAUGUUUGGUGUGUUCAUUUUUAGGUUUUUGUUCCUCUUCUUUUCACCCCAGCCUCCUUUUUUCCUGUUUUGUACAGAUUUUAGAGACAUACACUUCAAUACAACUUCAUUUUCUCAGUGGUCUUUUUCUCCCCCCCUCUUUUUUUGUUUUCUAAUCCAAUUUUAGGAAAACACCAGUUCUAUAAUUAUAUCAAAUUUGUAACCUGAGGGGCAGAAGUUUUAUUGUAAAUUCUUUUUAUUGUAAAGAAGAAAAAAAUAUACAGGGUUUAACAGAAAGUUCUGCCUUUCCAUCUCCAGCACCAGCCCCUAAAACUGCCUCUAUUUUGUGGGAUAACCCUAAAAUUCACCUUCCUGUGCUCUCCCAGUGGUGCAAAUUGCUCCAGGUUUUAUUUUCCCUGCAGGUGAGUGGCCCUGGACCCCCUCAAGGCCAGCCCAUGAUUUCCUUUGCACACUCAGCCUCAGGAGAUGCUGUGCUGGCAAUUUGGGAAUCACUGCCUGCUUUAGCAUUCCAAGGUUUGCACUUCCAGCUGCCCCCAUGCUCAGAGAUUCUUUCCCACAGCAUUUGAAAGAAAAAUAUUCUGAUUUUUACUGAAAUUCGUGAUUUUUCUUUUUCAUUAACAAUGGAGUUCAGUUCUGAUUUUUUUUUAUUGUUUUUAUUUUAAAUUCUGCCCUUACAAAACCUUCCCCCAGACAGAUCCCUGGUAAUAUAUUUUCAGAAUUUACUAUGAGGAAAUGUAAUAUUCACCUAAUUAAGAGCUUGGGGUUUUUUUUAACGGGGUUGGGUUUCACCUGUGUUUCUCCUGUUGCCUGCCACUUGAAUGAUGAAAACCAAGGAAUAUUUUAAGGAAUAAUUGCAACCAAUUCACUGCCAUGGCAUUUGGAUAAACAAACUCCCACUUUUCCCUUCCUGGGACCUUUUCCUGCGUGCUUGACCCUGAGCUGUGGUGGUGGCUUCUGUGAGGAGGACAAACUGGAGGUGACAGCAUCACUGCCACAAAAAUCCUGGGAAUUUCAGCUCUGUCACCAUCCUCUGACAUCAGGAGCAGCCUCUGGAGCACACAGACAUCCCUCUAGGAGCCACAGGCUGUCCCACCAAAAUGAAUUGGGAAAGUUGAAGCCAGAGGGGUGAGAGCCAACCAAGAAGUGAUGGGGAAAGCUCUGGAGGAGGAUCCCUGUCUGAGCUGGAAAACCAUCCCAGCCUGGGGAUUUUCAACCUGCCAAGGCCACCCCGGAAUGGGCAGAACCUCCUGCACAUCUUUGAUCCACCAGCUGCAACUUGGGCUUCCACUUACUGGGAAACUCUGCAUGGGAAGUGAGGUGUUCCCAAGGAAAUGGAGCAAGGAGAAAUCCAUUUUGGCCACGACCAAGGGAAGGAAUUGAUGACUCCUCACUUCCAAAUGUUGUCCUUGCACUUUUCCACUCCCAGCUUCUUUGUGCUCAUAUCCCCACCACGUCCAUGGGGGUGCCUCUUGUCCAUCCUGAGUUUCUCCAGGAAAGAAAAGAUGUUUCCAGUCCAGAGUAAGUAGCAGCAGUCCUAAAUGAGUUGGGAACUGAACCAACAGAGCAUUUAUUUAACUUGGUUUUUUUUGCAUGACACAUUCAGUGCAGAUGUCACGGAAUAACUUCGGAACGAUCAAACACACAACGUUUGAAAGAACAUUUUUAAACUUAAGAAUAAAAGAAAAAAAAAAAUUAAAAAUUUUUAUGGUAGAAUUUUUCUUGAAUGAACAAAGUUUAACUUUGUUUUCCAGGGGAAACUUCACUGAAAUCAGUAUGAUUUCAUAUGUAUGCAUACACACAGAGUUUUAUUGAAACUGCUUUUUUCGGAUGAAUUCCUGUUUUGACAAAAUAUCUGACCAGACCUUUCUCAAUCAACCAGCAUUACUGCACCUUUGAAAAAACUUUGUGAACCUUUUCUGUGAUUGUAAACUCAGCCUGUCUCGUGGCUCAGUGGGACCAGAGGGAGAUCCCCAUCCCAGCGCCCGAAGGAAUCUCGGCUCUGCACACCCAACACAACAAAGUCAUUUCAGUUCUGUACUGUGUGGUUUGAACCUUGCCUACCCCAGGGUCUGGAAGUGUAGGAGUGAUGGCUCAGGGCUGACCCCAAACACACACAAACAUCAUUUCUGUGUGUGCCAAUCCACAGCUGAGUUCCCCUGAGCUCUUCCCUGCUCUCCAUGUGCUAGAAGCAGACUGCAGUUACCUAAUCUUGUUCUUUCUCUGCUUUGGGGACUUCUAGACCAGUUCUUAAUUUUGUUUUUUUUCCUUGUUUUGAAAGGAAUGAUGGUUUUUUUUUUUUAAAGCUGGGGUUGGAGCUGAGGGGAAGGGAUAGGGGCAUGACAAAGACAAACCACAACCUUUUUAGUACUGGAUUUUAAAUUCUCAGUCUCUUCUCAACCCUGAGCAGUUACCACUAGGGCUAACUGUGGGCAGGCUCUGCAUCAGUAAAGAGAAAUUUAGAAUUCCUUACACAGCAGCAUUAUCUUGCUUGAGCUGCAUUUUGUAAAGAAAAUGGUAUUUGCAUAUCUUUUUAAAAUGUCAUUUUUAAAAAAUAAAUUAAACCACCAGCUAGGAUUUGACACAGGCCACUUAGAACACAGCCCUGAUACUGGCAUAACCAAUCCAGAAAGAUUUGUUGUUGUAUUUUUUGGUUUAUUAUUUUGGGGUUUUUUUAAUAUUUAAAAAAAAAAAAAGAAAUUGUUACUUUUCUGUAUGAUGUGCAUGCAAAUUUACCGUAACUCUUUUUCUUAAAACUUUUUAGUGCCAUUUCUAGUAUAUUCCUGUAAAUGUCAGUUAUUGAAAAGAAAUGAGUCAAUGUAAGUAGUUUAGCUUGUUUAUUGCAAAUUGCUGGCCUCAAACAAAACAGAAUUUAAAAAAAGUUAGAAAGUAAUCUUUGAUGUUACUGGUAAUCACGGACCCUGGUCCUGGGGCAUUCGUUUUGUUUUCAUAAUAAAAAGAAAAAUUGUUUGGUGUGUGGAGUUUGA
This is a messenger RNA of Oenanthe melanoleuca, 7427 nucleotides long. It is a transcript of the gene BRD3, whose product is annotated as bromodomain containing 3. The record is from RefSeq and is a predicted model, not a curated record. The transcript has 14 exons. Gene Ontology annotation, biological process: chromatin remodeling; regulation of DNA-templated transcription. NCBI's taxonomy places the organism in Eukaryota, Metazoa, Chordata, Aves, Passeriformes, Muscicapidae. Gene Ontology annotation, cellular component: chromatin; nucleus. The coding region runs from base 667 to 2817 and encodes 716 amino acids.